AUGGAGGCGCCAGAUGUUUGUCCUGCCGGUGACAGCCGAACCACUAGAGAGCUCAUCGUCAAGCUCAUAGUCGCCCACUUGACUGCGGUUGUCGCCUUCUGCAACCUACAAUCAUUACGCAACGAGAGGCUCGACACUAUCGAACCCGUAUUAUUCCUAUUCUCCCCUUUAAUAGUCGUGGUUCAAACAGCUCUGGGUCUAUUCGUCAUCCACGCAUCCUUAAUUAUCAACAUCAUUUCAUCCCCCCACUCUUUCAGCGAGAGCUUCGGAAUCUAUGCGCGCCACUGGAACACUCUUUUUGGGCGGAAGGUACCACUAACACCCGAUAAAUCAUCCGAUGAGUCGCUACAUCGCGCAAGACGGCUUCGGUCAAAGCUUGGAAGAGCUUGGGUGCGACUUGGAAGAACAGCGGCUAUUUUUGGUACACUCUUCCAGUUCUCUUCUUCAAUCUUUCUAUAUAAGCGACGACUGAGCUUUUACGGGUGGGAGUCUCUCACCAUCGUCGACCAUCGCACGUUCGAGCUAGCGGUUGGUGGCGCCGCUGUUUCAAUCAUGUCUCUUGCCUUGCUACUGAAACUACCGGGCUUCGGAAAAGCGCUCGAGACUGAGUACAUUCCAAAACUCGACGCAGAAGCCACGAUCAUCUUCUGCCGAGGAGACCCACGGCGAUGUCCUAGCUGGUAUCAGAUCAUCUACGUAAGCGACUUUGGCUCCACAACCUCAGCAUUAGCAUGGCUCUUCUGCGUCGGCUCGUCGCUUUACAAAGGCAAAUCAAUAUGGCUCGAGUAUGCUGGUGGCAUGUACAAUGAGUUUUACAAAGGAUUUGCGAAGGUGUUGCCCUAUGACAUGUCCAUCACGACCUUUUACACCGUCAUGGGCGGCUUCUUUGUCUUUGCUUGGAUAUUCGCCAAACUAUACACCGGAGCGUCUGGGUUGAGGGACUCAAGGCUUUGGGUUCUCUUACCGGCCACGCUUGUGCUCGGCAGCAUUUUUCUAGCCUUUUUCUGCUUGUGGCUCAUGAUUAUGAUGCCGCUGGUUGCCUUUGGGUUUCCUGCGAUGUUGAGCGGCCCGACAUGUAUUCUAUUGACGAAAGUCUAUGAGACUCGCACGAUGCUUUCUCAGGUACCGUUUAGCCCGACGACGAACGAGCAAGAUUGCUUUAUGCUAUGGAAAGACCCUGCGGCUGAUUAUCUGUGGUCGCUGUUUUGA
Molecule: messenger RNA, 1209 nt
Organism: Fusarium sp. VM40
Lineage: Eukaryota; Fungi; Ascomycota; Sordariomycetes; Hypocreales; Nectriaceae
Source: the annotation of a GenBank genome assembly